AUGUCUCUUAUUCUACAAUCUCACGAAUCCCUCCCUUAUGUCGAUGGAGAUAUUUCUGAUGCCGAUCGUGCGACAGCGCUCGCUCUGAUCACCAGAGAACUUCCUCUUGAUCAUGAUUCCACAAUUCACCCCUCUCUCGGUCUUCCUCCUACAGUCAAUUUUUCCGAAAUCGUUCUCACCGAGAUCAACCGGGUAGCGGCGGGUGAACCCUGGCACGGAGGAAUUGACCUGACCCGGUACGAAGCACCUGAUGGGCCAGCCAGUGAUACGUCGCAAGAUGCAUGGCGGCAAGCGCUAAGGAAUGCAUACGUCUCAAACAUGUAUCUUUCAGGCAGACACUCCAACCUCACAUUAUUAGAUGAAUAUGGCAAGAACGCUUGGCUGAUCGGCAAUUCUCAGCUGGAGAUUCUUCUGCAAGAACUUGAACAGGAGCUAGCCCGCCUCAAGGUUGACGUUGAGAACGUCAACAAAGCUCGGAAGGCAGCACAAGAAAAUUCUAGAGGAGAACUGCUGGGAUUGGAAGAGACCUGGAAACGUGGAAUCGGAAAACUACUCGAAAUCCAGGUUGCCGAGGCCGGCCUUCGACAGCUCAUCCUGGAGCGUAAGAACAAUACUGGGUCCUUAUCUGCCUGA
This is a messenger RNA of Exophiala aquamarina CBS 119918, 633 nucleotides long. RefSeq lists its product as uncharacterized. The transcript has 2 exons. The record is from RefSeq and is a predicted model, not a curated record. Gene Ontology annotation, biological process: mRNA processing. Lineage: Eukaryota; Fungi; Ascomycota; Eurotiomycetes; Chaetothyriales; Herpotrichiellaceae. Gene Ontology annotation, cellular component: precatalytic spliceosome; catalytic step 2 spliceosome; Prp19 complex. Bases 1 to 633 code for a protein of 210 amino acids.